AUGCCCGCGCUCCUCAAGCGGCUCGCGGGCCCGCGGACGUGCCCGAUCGUCGUCGCGCAGUACAAGGACGAGUACCGCGGCGUCGGGCACGAGGCGGACCUCCACUGGGCGCUCGUCGUCAUCACCGACCGCGCGACGCUCUCGGGGCCGUCCUUCCAGGCGCAGGGGGCCGAGCGCGAGAGCGAGUACGAGGUGCAGUGGUACGCGCGGCACGCGCCGGCGUCGCUGUACGACGUGUGCGCGACGGUGCGCACGCUGUGCCUGGGCGGCGUGCAGGUCGGCGCGGUGCGUGCGGCGGACGUGGGCAAGCUCGCGGAGUACCUGCAGAGCCACCCGCCGGCGCCGACGCACGCGGGGUGGUCGUCGCGCGACUACGUGCUCGAGCUCCUCGAGCUGCUC
Molecule: messenger RNA, 399 nt
Organism: Dichomitus squalens LYAD-421 SS1
Lineage: Eukaryota; Fungi; Basidiomycota; Agaricomycetes; Polyporales; Polyporaceae
Exons: 2
Source: RefSeq, a predicted model, not a curated record